AUGUCCGGCUACCAGUGGCGUGGAUACGGCUCCUCUUGGAAUCAUCGUGGUGGUGGCGGCCGCUUCGGCUCAUUCACCAACUAUGGGAAAUCUGCAGGGAAAGGAAAUGGGAAAAGCACCAGCUUGCCAUCAUUGCUCAAUCAGCUUCAAAGUGAGAUUGCUGCUCAGCAACAGUUGCAGGCCAUUGCUUCGGUGUUGACCCCCGUUGCUGGUAUGAACACGCCGGCUCUCUCACACCAGUGUGCUGAGCCAGCUCCUGCUCAGGAUGCCAGCUUCAAGCUCCUCCAUGAUGAGAUUGCAUCUCUUCGGGCAGAGAUGACCAAAUCUCAGCCACCUCAGGCAACUCAGAUUGAGGCCGAUGCAGCGCAACUCCUCUCCGAGCUUCGAAAAGAGGUCUUGCAGCGUCGCUCCCAAGAUCAGCCGUCGCAGGUGAGUACCAAGAGUGAGAUCCAAUGCCAUUUGGCUGAGCAACUCCAAAGCAUGCGAGAAGAGCUUGCCACCAUGAAAGCUCAGCAGGCUGUCCCGCCUUCCUCCAAGCGGAAGAGGCCUUCCACGCCUUGCGCACCAAACAGCGCUGGAGAUGCUUCCAAUGUGACGAAGGUUGAGCAUAGAGAGUUCUUCUCCUCCGUCUUCGGCAAGAGGUCAGUUCUUUGCAAAGUUGCAUCUAUGCCCCUCUCCGAGUGGGCUGCAGUCCAAGCUGCAAAGUUGAGCCAGAGUGACUUCGACUCCAUGGUGGCCAAGUUUGAGCCGCAGAUGGAGCCUGAGGAUGAGACCGAUGAAGGCGUUCUCAAAGCCUGCUUCCUCUUAUGGAAGCUUGAUCGUGGCGCGGCUUCUUCGGUACCAGCCCGUACGCCGG
Molecule: messenger RNA, 856 nt
Organism: Durusdinium trenchii
Lineage: Eukaryota; Dinophyceae; Suessiales; Symbiodiniaceae
Source: the annotation of a GenBank genome assembly